Messenger RNA from Diplodia corticola, 867 nucleotides. RefSeq names its product peptidase m43 pregnancy-associated plasma-a. Gene Ontology annotation, molecular function: metallopeptidase activity. Bases 1 to 867 code for a protein of 288 amino acids. The transcript has a single exon. NCBI's taxonomy places the organism in Eukaryota, Fungi, Ascomycota, Dothideomycetes, Botryosphaeriales, Botryosphaeriaceae. The record is from RefSeq and is a predicted model, not a curated record.
AUGCUCAAGCGGCUCCUCCUCCUCUUCUCCCUGAGCGCCCUGGCCCUCGGGCAGGAGCAGCAGAUGCGCGCCAACUGCUCCGCCGAAGCCCACGACGAGAUCAUCAAGGCCCACCACGACCUCUACCACGGCGUCAAAGGCGGCGGCUCGGGGGCGGCGCACGCGGCGCUGCUGACGCGGCAGAACGCGGCCAUCGCGGUCGACGCCUACUUCCACAUCGUCGUGUCCAAGGCCAACGACCCGCGAUACGCCAACUGGCAGAAGAUGGCGACGGACCAGAUGGCCGUCAUGAACACGGCGUACAACAAGCACGGCAUCAGCUUCACCCUCAAAGGGUCGGAGCUCACGGUCAACCCGGCGUGGGCCAAGGGCGACGACCAGAACUCGGCGGCGAUGAAGAAGGCGCUGCGCAAGGGGCCCUACCGCGCGCUCAACAUCUACUUCGCGUCCGACUACGCCGGCCUGGGCACGUGCAGCAUGCCGACCAGCAUCGGCUCCAACCCCACGCCCGCCACCUACAGCGGCGACGGCUGCGUCGUCGUCGCCGACACCAUGCCCGGCGGCGGCCGCACAAAGUUCAACCUCGGCAUGACGGCCGUGCACGAGACGGGCCAUUGGUUGGGCUUGUUCCACACGUUCAACGGCGAGUCGUGCGACGGCGACGGCGACCUGAUCGCCGACACGCCCGCCGAGAAGGAGCAGACGACGGGCUGUCCGGCGAGCAAGGACUCGUGCCCGGAUAAGCCCGGCCAGGAUCCCAUCCACAACUAUAUGGACUACGGGUGGGAUGAGUGCUAUGAGGAGUUUACGCCGGGGCAGGAGGCGAGGAUGAAGCAGCUUUGGGGCCAGUUCAGGAACGGGAAGUAG